AAUAAUAACAAAUAAAUGUCAUUGGCCCGGUGUCGUGCGGGUUGGGUGUUCGUGUUUUUUUAUCAGUAAUUUCACGCUUAAUCUUGGGCUCGUAAAUUCUGAAAUUUCUAAGAAAAUUAGCAUCAAUUCCAAGUAGUGAUGGCUCCUGGAACAAUCUACAUUGCUGGCUACGAUGCCUUCAUGAAAUUCGUGGAAGGGAUCAAAGAUAAUGAGACGGUGAACAUGUACUUCUCGGGCUCGAAAGACGAAAGGGGUUCCAGUUGGUGUCCGGACUGUGUUCGAGCUGAACCAGUUGUCAAGGAGGCGGUGGCGAAAUAUGCGAGCGAUGACGCAAAAUUUGUGUAUAUCGAUGUCGGAGACCGAGCAACAUGGAAGGAUCCGAAGUGCCCAUUCCGUACCAACAAGAACACCUACUUGAGUGUCAUUCCCACUCUGCUCCGAUGGAAAUCCCCGCAAAAGUUGGAAGGUCCCCAAUGCGAGAAUCCGGAUCUAUUGGAAAUGUUCUUCACCGAAGACUAAACGAGUACACCAAGGAGGCGUUUAGUAUGUCCUGAAAAUCAGAUUGGUUUCAAUAUUAAAUAAAAUUUUAUACUUUGACAAGUU
Hermetia illucens (black soldier fly) is the source of this 603-nucleotide messenger RNA. Its product is annotated as thioredoxin domain-containing protein 17-like. NCBI's taxonomy places the organism in Eukaryota, Metazoa, Arthropoda, Insecta, Diptera, Stratiomyidae. Gene Ontology annotation, cellular component: cytosol. The coding region runs from base 139 to 519 and encodes 126 amino acids. Gene Ontology annotation, molecular function: protein-disulfide reductase [NAD(P)H] activity. The record is from RefSeq and is a predicted model, not a curated record. The transcript is spliced from 3 exons.